UAUAGUAUCCUGCAUUGUCUCAAACUACUACAGUACUACUAUUCAACUUUGCUCUUAUUGUACUUAAAGUUCUAGUCUUUGGGGGUUAUUUGUCUAAAUAGAACUUCAUUUUAAAAAUAAUUGGAGCUUUCUUGAUAAAGAGUAAUUGAAGCUAAUAAUAUGAGCCUUUAUAUUGUGUUAUUAUUGGGUGACUCGUGUUAGAAAUGAAUUAUGCGGACACUUUGUGAUGUUUGUGAAAGUGCUGCAGCCAUUCUUUUCUGUGCUGCAGAUGAGGCUGCCCUUUGCCGUGCCUGUGACGAAAAGGUUCAUAUGUGUAAUAAGCUUGCUAGUAGGCAUGUGAGGGUUGGACUUGCUAAGCCCAAUGAUGUUCCUCGUUGCGACAUAUGUGAAAAUUCACCUGCGUUCUUUUACUGUGAAGUUGAUGGAAGUUCUCUUUGUCUCCAAUGUGACAUGAUGGUACAUGUUGGAGGUAAACGAACACACAGCAGGUAUCUCCUGCUGAGGCAGAAAGUUGAGUUUCCAGGAGACAAGUCUCAGCCUGCAGAGGAAUUAGCCAGGAAUGGGAGUGCAGAUGGGCAGGGCAAGAAGGACAAAAUGAUCGACUUGAAUGUGAAGCCAAGUCGUUAUCAUGGUCAGGCAUCUAAUCAUGAGGAGUAACUCAUCUUGAGGGGGAUUGUUCCAGCCAGAUAUUUUAUGAGCAAAUGUUAGUGAGGCGUCAAAUAGACCUCAUGUGGCAUGCAUGGUGUUCCACCUUUGCACAUAUGGUAGAAGGUUCACCAAUGCUAUUGAUGAGGCUAAGUAGCCCAGAUAUAGUAAUCGAACAACAUUUGGCAACUAGUGUAAGAUAAAGCGCAUGUUCUGAAUGCUUUGAGCUCCGCUGAAGUCUAAACUUCACAGCUAGAUUUUUGCGGGACUCAUGAUCAGUUUUUGCUUUAGGAUUUAGUUUUUUCCGUACGUUAAGACAGCACUAUAGAAACUGUGUGCUGAAAGUAGUUGAUGUAACUGAAGUUUAUUAUGAUUUUGGUAGAAGUUCUUGUAUCUUGAAAUUUAAGGUAAUUUUUUGGGUGUA
Lycium barbarum (goji berry) is the source of this 1069-nucleotide messenger RNA. Its product is annotated as B-box zinc finger protein 19-like. The record is from RefSeq and is a predicted model, not a curated record. Gene Ontology annotation, cellular component: nucleus. The transcript has 5 exons. The coding region runs from base 211 to 657 and encodes 148 amino acids. Gene Ontology annotation, molecular function: zinc ion binding. Lineage: Eukaryota; Viridiplantae; Streptophyta; Magnoliopsida; Solanales; Solanaceae. Gene Ontology annotation, biological process: regulation of DNA-templated transcription; photomorphogenesis.